This is a messenger RNA of Echinops telfairi (small Madagascar hedgehog), 2811 nucleotides long. RefSeq names its product semaphorin 5A (gene SEMA5A). Gene Ontology annotation, molecular function: chemorepellent activity; semaphorin receptor binding. Bases 1 to 2811 code for a protein of 936 amino acids. The transcript is spliced from 19 exons. The record is from RefSeq and is a predicted model, not a curated record. Gene Ontology annotation, biological process: axon extension; positive regulation of cell migration; semaphorin-plexin signaling pathway. NCBI's taxonomy places the organism in Eukaryota, Metazoa, Chordata, Mammalia, Afrosoricida, Tenrecidae.
AUGAGGGGCCCUGGCUUCCUGGCCUGGCUGGUGUCCAGCUUGGGUGCAUGGCGGGUCGGCCAGCUGACAGCGGGAGAUUCGUCUGACUGCCAGCGCACCGAGCACCCAGUCAUCCCCUACACAGAGCUCUUCUUCAUCCCUGUCGUGGGCAUCGGGCAGGCGAGGGUUUGGGUCCAAGCGUCUGCCCAGAUCUGUCUUGCCGUGGAGUGGGGGUGUGACGAGCCCACCAAGAGGGCCUGCUACAGCAGGGGCAAGUCCACGGAGGAGUGUCAAAACUACGUACGCGUGCUGCUGGUGGGCGGGGACCGGCUCUUCACCUGCGGGACCAACGCCUUCACGCCCCUCUGCACCAACCGCACGCUGAGCAACCUGUCUGAGAUCCACGAGCACAUCAGCGGCAUGGCCCGCUGCCCCUACAGCCCCCAGCACAACUCCACGGCUCUGCUGACGGCCAGCGGGGAGCUGUACGCCGCCACCGCCAUGGACUUCCCGGGCCGAGACCCCGCCAUCUACCGCAGCCUGGGCACCCUGCCCCCGCUGCGCACCGCCCAGUACAACUCCAAGUGGCUGAACGAACCCCCCACCCCAGAAAGGAGCUGUCGAGGGCGGCUCUCAGCGCCAAAGGGAACGGUGGCGCCGUUGCUGCUGCUGCGGGCCCUGGUCUUAGUGUUCAGGGUGGAGAGCUCGGUCCCCAAGGACAGCGAACAUUCCGGUCCGAGCUGGCUCUGCGUGCUCACUUCACCGCCGGGGCGGAAGUGCGAGAACCCCGAGCACCUGGUCCUGAGACCCCGGGCCCUGGGGUCAGCCCCACGCAUCCCUGAGGCUGUUGGGAUUCCCCGAUUCAACUGCUCCCGGCCCGGCGAGCUGCCCUUCACCUACAACGAGCUGCAGAGCACCUUCCUGCUGCCCGAGCUGCACCUCCUCUACGGCGUCUUCACCACCAACGUAAACAGCAUCGCCGCCUCGGCCGUCUGCGUCUUCAACCUCAGUGCCAUCGACCAGGCCUUCCGGGGGCCCUUCAAAUACCAGGAGAACUCACGCUCCGCCUGGCUGCCAUACCCCAACCCCAACCCCCGCUUCCAGUGCGGCACCGUGGACCAGGGCCUGUCCCUGAACCUGACGGAGCGGAGCCUGCAGGACGCCCAGCGCUUCAUCCUGAUGCAGGAGGUGGUGCAGCCCGUGUCCGAGGUGCCCGCCUUCAUGGAGGACAACAGCCGCCUGUCCCACGUCGUUGUUGACGUGGUCCAGGCCCGCGACCUGCUCCUGCACAUCAUGUACCUGGCCACAGACCGGGGCACCAUCAAGAAGGUGCGGGCGGCCCUGGGCCCCACGGCGGGCAGCUGCCUCCUGGAGGAGCUGGAGCUGGUGCCUGCGCGGCGUCCCCAGCCUGUGCGCAGCCUCCUCAUCCUGCACAGCCAGAGUGUCCUCUACGUGGGCCUGCAUGGGCACGUGGCCAGGGUGCCGCUCAGGAGGUGCCACCUGCACCUCACUCACAGCGCCUGCGUCGGGGCCCACGACCCCUACUGCGGUUGGGACAUGUCCCUGAAGAAGUGCACCAGCCUGGAGGAGAGUGUGAGCAUGGCACAAUGGGAGCAGAACCUCGCCGUGUGCCCCGCUGUGGGCUCCUGCCUCUGUCGAACCCGCUCCUGCGACAGCCCGGCCCCCCAGUGUGGCGGCUGGUCCUGCGCCGGCCCCAGUGUGGAAAUCGCCAACUGUUCCAGGAAUGGCGGCUGGACCCCCUGGUCGCCAUGGUCCCCCUGCAGCACCACCUGUGGGAUCGGCUUCCAGGUGCGCCAGCGAGCCUGCAGCAACCCCACACCGCGGCAUGGUGGCCGGGUGUGCGUGGGCCAGAACCGUGAGGAGAGGUACUGCAACGAGCACUUGCUGUGUCCGCCCCACGUGUUCUGGACAGGCUGGGGCCCCUGGGAGCGGUGCACGGCCCAGUGUGGGGGUGGCAUCCAGGCACGCCGCAGGACCUGCGAGAAUGGGCCGGACUGCUCUGGCUGUGACGUGGAGUACCAGCCCUGCAACACCAACGCCUGCCCAGAGCUGAAGAAGACAACGCCCUGGACACCCUGGACGCCGGUCAACAUCUCCGACAACGGUGGCCACUACGAACAGCGGUUCCGCUACACCUGCAAGGCCCGCCUGCCUGACCCGAGCCUGCUGGACGUGGGCCGGCAGCGCAUCGAGAUGCGGUACUGCUCCAGCGAUGGGGCCAGCAGCUGCUCCACAGAUGGCCUCUCUGGGGACUUCCUGCGAGCGGGCAGGUACCCAGCCCACAUGGUCAACGGUGCCUGGUCGGCCUGGACGUCCUGGUCCCAGUGCAGCCGUGACUGCAGCCGUGGCAUCCGCAGCCGGAAGCGGGUGUGCAACAACCCCGAGCCCAAGUACGGGGGGCUGCCCUGCCUGGGCCCGGCCCUGGAGUAUCAGGAAUGCAAUGUCCUUCCCUGCCCAGUGGAUGGCAUGUGGUCCUGCUGGUCCCCCUGGUCCAAGUGCUCAGCCACGUGUGGAGGUGGACACUACAUGCGCACGCGCUCCUGCUCAAACCCAGCACCAGCCUAUGGGGGAGACAUCUGCCUGGGGCUGCACACGGAGGAGGCUCUCUGCAGCACCCAGCCCUGCCCUGAAAGCUGGUCCACGUGGUCGGCCUGGUCCAUGUGCGAUGCAUCGGGGAUCCAGGUCCGGAGCCGCCAGUGCGUCCUCGUCUUCCCCACUGGCAGCUCCUGUUCCGGCAACUCUUCCGAGAGCCGCCCUUGCUUCUCCGACUCCAACCUCCUGCCAGGUAAGCGCACCAUGUGUCCUCACUAG